Danio rerio (zebrafish) is the source of this 7696-nucleotide messenger RNA. The record is from RefSeq and is a predicted model, not a curated record. Lineage: Eukaryota; Metazoa; Chordata; Actinopteri; Cypriniformes; Danionidae.
CGACUGUGCUCUUCAUGCUGGUACAGGUUGAAUGCACGGUGGUGGUAAAGUAACUCUAGCAAGCAUUGAGGGUAAACGUAGAGAACUUUAAGUUUGAUAGGACAAGUCAGCGUAGACGGUAUUCCUAAUGUAUCUGCAACGUUUCACUUUUGGAAUUGCAAAUAGUUUAAAAGUUGUUUAAACUAUUACCACGGGGGAUGUUUUUUUAUUACCAGAAUGGAGUUGGUUCGCGUCUCCUGCAUUGUUCUACGGUGGAAAGAAUUGUGGAGUACAUGAACCCCUAGAAGAAUCCGACGCACUUUGUUUUUUAUUUAUUUAUGUGGACGCACUUUCAGUUGCAAACAGUUUGAACUCUUUUAAGUGUGUGUUAUUCAUCUCAAAAUGGAUAUUACAGUGUCUGAACUGAUGAGUAACUUCAUGGAUUCGCCGCUUGUGGUUUGGGUUAAAACUUUUGGACCUCUUGGGUUCAGUUCAGAAGACAAGCUCUCCAUGUUCAUGGAUUUAGUGGAUGGUGUUUUCCUCCAUAAGAUAAUGACACACAUAGACCCAAGCCCCAUGAAUCAGCGAGUGAACAAACAAGUCAACAAUGAUGUUAACCUGAGAAUACAGAACCUCAAUACUGUCAUCCGACACAUUAAAAAUUACUACCAGGAGCAUCUUCAGCAGCUCAUCGUUAUGAACCUGCCCAAUGUGUUGGCCAUCGCCAAGGACCCUUUAUCAGGUAAAAGCAUGGAGGAGAUGAAACGAAUGCUGUUGCUGAUACUGGGCUGCGCUGUUCAGUGUGAUCGCAAAGAAGAAAUCAUUGAGAAGAUCAAGCUGCUUGAUAUUGAGACACAGGCUGCAAUUGUGACGCAUAUUCAAGAGGUAACGCACAAUCAGGAGAAUGUUCUGGACCUGCAGUGGAUGGAGGUUGCAGAGAUCCCUGCUGAGCAGUUGGAUCCUCUGUCUCGAACCAUGGCCUUUCACUUACGCAAACUCAUAGAUGAGCGAGAUGAGUCUGCUGAGCUGGUCAUAGAGUUGACCCAGGAGAGGGACUAUCUUCAGUCUCAGCAGCCUUCAGGUCUUUUGGGCUUUCCUAGCCCUGAGCGCACGUCCCUUUCUCCCAUCACCCUGCUGUCUAAAGAAGAUCGUCAGCAUUUAGCCGUGGAGCUGGCUGACACAAAGGCCAAACUGCGGCGCUCCCGGCAGGAAUUGGAAGAGAAGACUGAGCAGUUAAUUGAUGCCAAGAAUGAGAUCGAGCGCUUGGAUUCUGAUAUUCAGAAGCUCAAACAGGAGAACACACAGUUGCUGGCAGAGGCACGUUCAGUGCGAGCAUACCGGGAUGAGGUUGAUUCUCUAAGGGAGCGUGCUGGAAAAGUGGAUCGCUUGGAAACCGAACUGUCUCGCUUCAAAGAGAAGCUAAAUGAUGUCCAUUUCUACAAGACGCGCAUAGAGGAGCUAAGAGAGGACAAUUUGACUCUGCUGGAGACAAAGUCCAUGCUGGAAGAGCAGCUUACUGGAGCCAGAGGGCGCUGUGACAAACUACACGAACUGGAGAAAGAGAACCUUCAGCUGCGCUCCAAACUGCAUGAUAUAGAAAUUGACAGGGACAGUGAUAAGAAACGUCUGGAAGAGCUGCUGGAGGAGAACAUGUUGCUGGAGAUCUCUCAGAAACAAAGUAUGAACGAGUCUGCUCACCUUGGCUGGGAACUGGAGCAACUAGCCAAGAACAAUGAGGUCAAUGAAGCCCGUAAGUCAUUUGUGUUUGAGCUGAACGAGUCCGCAUCCAGCCGACUGUUGAAGCUUGAGAAGGAAAACCAGUGCCUUCAGAGCACCAUUCAGGAACUGAGAGAGGCCUCCAUCAACAUGGAGGAAGGUCAGCUGCAUUCACUGGAGCUGGAGAAAGAGAACCAAAGCCUCAGCAAGAAGUUGGAGCGUCUGCAGUCCCAGUUGGACCAGGAGAAACAGACAACUCAGGACAUGGAGAACCUUGGAGAGGAGCUAAUAAAAGAGAAACAGAGAAUGGAGAAAACUUUGGAGACAAUCCAGGCAGAGAAAGAUAGACAGAUCUCAGAGUUGGAACAGGAGAAGGAGCACCUGACCCAGGCCGUGAGCUCCCUCCGGAAGCGGGCUCAGGCAAACAGCGAGGCCCGAGUGAGGGAGGUGGAAACAGAAAACCGCAUUCUGCAUCAGACUAUCUCUGAAACGGGUGGUAAACUAGCUCGUCUGGAAGCUGAGAAACGUCAAGUGACUAAAGAGCUGGAAUCUCUCCGCGAAAGAGGAGAGCGAUGCGAGGAGUUGGAAAGGGAAGUUCCUCGUCUAGAGAGAGUCCGGGAGCAGCUACAACGGGAAGCAGCAGCCUUGAAGAUCGGAAGCGAGCGUGCCGAAGCCUUGGAGCGGGAGAAUGCCACUCUGGAGCAAGACAAUCGCAGACUCAAGAAGUUGGCCGACACUGCACAGAAUGCCACCCUGCGUCUGGCUGUUUUAGAGAAGGAUCACCAGCAACUUGAGGAGGAGAACUUGGAGCAGCGUCGUGCAUUGGAGACCCUCCGUCCAGCAGCUGCACGCUUGGCUCAAUUACAGCAGGAACAUGCAGAGCUGGAGCGAGAACACGAGGAGAUGUGCCGCACGAUGGAAGAGCUGCGUUCUCAGGCUAAGAGGAGUGAAAGACUAGAGAAGAGCUGUGGAAGCCUGAGUCUAGAGAACCAACGGCUGCAACAGACUCUGGAGAACAGCUCCACCAAAAUGCAAGGUCUAGAAAGUGAACUGAGGCAGAAUGAGGCAGAAAUGAAGGAUCUGCAGCGAGAAUUAGAGGGUUUGAGGCAGAAGGUGACGUGGGCUGAAACGUUGGAGAAGGAGAAUCGAGGAAUGGAGCAGGAAUUGAGCCAGCUAGAGAAGGAGAAAAAGCAGCUGGAGAAGGAGGCGCGGAGGUUCAGGCAGCAGUUGGAGGUGAAGGAGGCGGCGCUGGAAGAGAAUUGUCUUAGGCUAGCCAGCAUGGAGAAGGAAGGCACAGCUCUCAGUAAAGAGUUAGGCCGAGUUAAAGAGGCUGCAGGAAGACUCAAAGAGUUGGAGAGAGAGAACAAAGACCUGCAGAAACAGGCCACCAUGGAUAAGAAGACUCUUGCCACACUUAGAGAGGAGCUGGUGAAUGAAAAGCUGAGGGUGCAGCAGCAGUGUAAUGAACUGGAGAAGCUGAGUCACGAGCUGGAGAAGAUCGGCCUAAACAGAGAAAAACUCCUGCAGGAAGAGCACAGCUGUGAAGACAAAUGUAGCAGUAAAUAUAAGAUCCUGGAGACCAAGAUCGAGUCAGCACUGAAGAAAACUCUGGAGCUCAGAGAAGAGAAGAUCCAGAGCCUGGAGUCUCGGCUGGAGGAGAGCAGCAGCUUAAACCAGCAACUACGCACCGAACUCACCACUGUAAAGAAGAAUCUGGAAGCCCUCAAGCAAAGGCAUGAAGAAGAAGCAGCCCAUUCUGAGAUCUCCCAGCAGACUUUGGGACAGACUAGAUCACUCCCAGAUAAAGAGAAGUGGGAGAUGGAGCAGAGGGAGGCCACGGCUGAACUGCUCAAGCUCAAAGACAGACUGAUCGAUGUUGAGAAGAAUAAUGCUGCUCUACAGACAGAGAAAUAUCUUCUGAAGGAUCAGUUGAAGCAAAUUGAUUCUCAAAACGCACAGCUCAACGCACAAACACUAGCGCUGCAGAAACAGGCAGCAUCCCUACAAGAACACAACACGUCUCUCCAUAAAGAAACAGCUAAACUCCAGGUGGAAAACUCGACUCUAAGCUCUCAGAGCUCCUCUCUCAUGGCUCAGUAUGGAGCUUUACAGGCUCAGCUGCAGACUCUGGAGUCGGAGGCCGAGUCUCUGCAGAAACAGCGAGAGGAGGCGAGUGCGGCCCGUGAUCGAGUCACACAGGACCAUGAGCGUCUGUUAGGUGUGCAUGAACGCCAGGCGUCCGAGUACGAGCAGCUCAUUGCUCAACAUGCAGCACUAAAGGCCAGCCAGAGAGCUCUGGAGCAAGAAAACCGCACACUGGAGAACAAGUAUAUGGUUCUUCUGAAGCAGAAGGACGCUAUGGAGGCACUGGAGGAAUCUUUGCAAAGGGACAGAGAAAGUCUAGGAGAGGAAAUUCGCAAAAACACACUUAUCCUGGGAGAGAAUCGCAGUCUGAGGGAAGAAGUAGACAGAGUGUCACACAUGCACACACAGCUGAGGCAAGAGUACGACAGCCUGCAACUGCAGACCAAAGAGCUGAAGACCUCUCUGAAUGAGUCUCAGCUGGAGCUGAACCGCUGGCAGGCACGCUAUGACCAGCUGAAAGAGCAGCACCAGGGCCUGGACAUCUCCAUGACCAAACUGGACAACCACUGUGAGUUGCUAACCCGUUUGAAAGGAAACCUGGAGGAGGAAAACCAUCAUCUUCUCAGCCAAAUCCAGAUGCUCAGCCAGCAAAACCAGACCCUGCUGGAGAGAACAAUGGAGAGUAAAGAACUUUACCACGAGGAGCAAAAACAGUACAUUGAUAAGCUGAAUUCAUUACGACGACAGAAAGAAAAACUCGAGGAGAAGAUCAUGGACCAGUACAAGUUUUAUGACCCAACUCCUAAAAAGAGUCGUCAGUGGGUUGGAGCCAAAGCUAUAGCAAAAUUCAUUAAACCCAAGAAAGAAAGUUCACGAGAGAGACCAGACGCUCCACGAGAAAGAAUUAGAAGUGCUCCAGACAUUCCUCUUCCGGAGAUCCCCACAUGUAUAGACUGUCCUGAAAGUGCACCACCUCCUCCCCCUCCACCACUGCCUCCCAGACAGUCCCGUCCUAGUCUGGACUCCAUGAACAGUCAGUCUGUGGAGGAGAAUCACGUACAGUCACCAACCCUCUCUUCUCCUGCCCUCAACGGCCGAGUGUUGAAUGAAAGUGGAGGAUCAAGAAGCAGAGACGGGUACCGCUCAAUAGGAGGCGGCAGUGAGAGCAUGAAUGGGUACGAGGAGCUGCUUCGCUGGAGGAGCCGAGAGCCAGGAGGAGCAACCUGUUCAACUCCACUAAGCCGCAACUCCCACAAUGCACCAGGCUUCACGUCCUCCUCCAGCUUGCGGCCAGGACGCAGGCCAAAGGGGCUGGUCUCAGAGGAAGACUUGCGCCAUCAUUCUCCAGAUGCUGGGUUUGGCAGUGGUGUCCAUGGAAACACAGGACACAGGCCCAGUUCUGCCGAAUUCAGCCGCAACACCUCCAGCAGCAACUCCCCUGUCAGCUCUAAAGGGUCUCUGGAUUGUCUGCAGGGCCGAUCUGCCAGUCUGUCCAGUGAUGAUGUGGUUGGACUGGCUCACGAAGGCUCUCGUCUCAGUCAGUCGUCUCUUCUUCCUCGUAGCUCCACUCUUCCCUGUGAUUCCCCGUCUGCUUCACGCCCCUCCCAGAGGCCUGCGUCCCGCCGGCCGUCCUCUCCGGGCAGUGAGAUGGUCACUCUGGAGGAGUUCCUGCAGGAGAGUAAUGCCCUCUCACCACCCACUGUGCAGACCGGCAGUCGAGAGGACCUGAUGACUGAUUAUUUCACUAGAUCUACUCGACCCGUUCCUCUUCGAGAUGGUGCUAAAACCCCCACCAAUUAUGUUACGCCCACUGUCAAGACCACACCACCAGAACUAGACGCUCGGACCCCCAAACCAGGACACAGCGUCAAACCAAGUGUUCGCCUUACAGACACCUCCACACCACCUUCGCACUCUCAAACCCUUCCCAACAGAGGAGCGGGACUGCGACCCUCAGCACUGCAGCAGUCCAGUCCUCGCGGAAGUGUGGGUGGCAGUGCCAGCCUGAGCCGCACAUUCAGUCUGGCCUCUGCAGACCUGCUCCGCUCCAACGGACCCGACAGCUACCGCACAGAAGCAGCUUCUCCCAACCAAAACGAUGUGGUGAUGAGGAGACCUGGUGCAGUUGCUAGAGAAAGACCAAUGUCUGCUAGAGUGACAGGAUCCUCGCCAUUGCCUGGAGAUCCAGGGCACAUUUCUGUGGACCCCCGUCGUCUGUCUCUUGCUCAACCGAGAGAUGAGUUUUCCCUGGUCAGUCCUCCUCCACUUCACUCUUCCUCCAUGUCUCUACAAGCUGAACGGGAGUAUGUCGGGAGUGGUAGUAGCCGAGCAGGAGCAGCUCGUUCUGGGUCUGCCCAACCCCGAGGAGCUCCCCACCGUGGUGAAGUGGCCAUGGUGACUCCAGUGCGAGCUGUACCAGCUUUGAGGCUGAACGAUUUGGAGGAGGAACCUCAAGAGCAAAGGGAGGCAGAGUCUCCUCUACUGAAGAAGGCAGACACGACAAACUUAAGCUAUGCCUCCAAGGAGCAGCCCACCAGCAAACCUGCAUCUCCAGACCCCAACAAUGACCCUCAGACUGUGUGGUAUGAAUAUGGCUGCGUGUAGAACCUCAGCCUUGGCUCAGAAACGCAUGUGAUGUAUGAAACUGCACUGUAAACAGGGAGAUCCAGUCAAUCUGGAAGACAGAUCAAAUCUUUUCUUUCUCCAGGUGCAUCAAAGGCACCAGGUUGCACACCUGUAAACGAAUGUACGGGGCACUUGAAUGUAUUUUCUCCCUUUGUAUCCAAUCGAACGCCAUUGAUUUCUACCGCUCUCUGCAGCUCCAUGGCAGGCCAGUCCAUGUUCUAUUCUGAAUGUGGAAAACAAACGUUGGGCUGUGUGUGAGGAGCCACUCCCAGCGUAAUUACUGAGUACAGACUUGCAUCCAUCUUUAGGAGGCACAGGACAGUUGCAGGUCCAUCACCAAGACAGCCUCACAGGGACCCAUUACGGGAAGCGGACUCUCUCUCACUCGCUCCCUGCUGACAUACCAAACAAUCUGCUCUUUUCUGCUUCUUGUGGGUGACCAUGGGUUUGUUGUAGGACCUGGGUUUGGCUCAGGCUCUGUUCAGAAGCACGCAAUAAGGCUGCGUAGCCAGAAAGAGAAGACGGUUGGGCAUAAGGAUAAGAAGCACCUACCUUGUGAUUAUAAGCUGGAAGAAUGUCUCGGGAAGGGGUUUUCAGGUGGAAUCUGGACACAUUGCCCAGUUUCACUUCUGCAUUUAGGGUUGUGCUAAAUUGAAGCUCCAUUUGUUUGUUUGUUUUCUGACACGUUCAUUUUAUAACACUGCACAGCUGUUCUAAUGGCCUGAUGUUCUGCUUAAGGUUUAUUUAUUAACGUCUUUGAGGCAAUUAAAUAACACUUGUUUGUGGGUUGUUUUAAUGUGUGCAUAUAUAUAUAUAUGUGUGUGUUUGCCUAAUGUUUUGAGUAAUGGAGUAGUUUGAUUCAAACCCCCGCCCCGAUCAUGUCCCUAAUGCUGUGUGUAUGUCCUUUGUUACCUGGCAGUGGUGCUUUUCUGCCAUCUCAAGUCAACAACUCAUGGUCUGAUCACCAAAGAUGGCAGAUCUUCAUCUAGAAUAAUAUAUUUAGAUCAAGCGUUCACACUGGGUGUGUAAAUAUAAAGAGUGUCUCCUUUUGGAAUGUGCACAACUACUGCUUAGCUGGUUUUAGAUAUACAACUGAUUUUUAUAUACACUAUUGCACAUGAACAUAGAUCAUUACCUGUAAGAUAUGGUGUGUCGAGUAGAUUACAAACUUUUUACACUUUAUAAAGUUUGUGAAUGAUAGAUGCCUGUUUAGAGAAAGCUGAUGUCCAAAACCCGAAAUCUUUGUAAUAAAGCUUUUUAAAUAUAUAAAUAAAUGAUUUCUGAAGUUGCA